Rattus norvegicus (Norway rat) is the source of this 4467-nucleotide messenger RNA. It is a transcript of the gene Lrrc57, whose product is annotated as leucine rich repeat containing 57. Gene Ontology annotation, cellular component: membrane. The record is from RefSeq and is a predicted model, not a curated record. Lineage: Eukaryota; Metazoa; Chordata; Mammalia; Rodentia; Muridae.
UCAGGCGAGCGCGGGUCCCGGGUGUUCCCUGGUGGAGUCUUCUCUGCACUGAGCGGUAGGAGGCGAGUCUUGAGCUCCCUGUUCCGGCAGCAGCUAUCGGAGGCUCCCUGGCCCUUAACUCAGGUGCCAACGCAGCAGGAUCUUGUGGGAACUGAGCCGUGGUGCUAGGAUGGGAAACAGUGCCCUCCGUGCUCAUGUGGAAACAGCGCAGAAAACUGGUGUCUUUCAGCUUAAAGACCGUGGUCUGACCGAGUUCCCCUCAGAGUUGCAGAAGCUGACAAGCAAUCUUAGGACCAUCGAUUUGUCCAACAACAAGAUCGACAGCCUACCACCUCUGAUAAUAGGAAAGUUCACUCUGCUAAAGAGUCUCUCUCUCAACAACAACAAACUGACUGUUCUACCUGAUGAAUUAUGCAAUCUGAAAAAACUAGAGACACUAAGUCUCAACAACAAUCACCUGAGAGAGCUACCGUCUUCCUUCGGGCAGCUGUCGGCUCUGAAGACCCUGAGCCUCUCUGGGAAUCAGCUGGGAGCAUUACCACCCCAGCUUUGUAGCUUGAGGCAUCUGGAUGUAGUAGAUCUCUCCAAAAACCAGAUUCGGAGUAUACCUGACACAGUCGGGGAGCUGCAGGCCAUCGAACUCAAUCUCAACCAGAACCAGAUAUCUCAGAUCUCCGUGAGGAUAUCCUGCUGUCCUCGCCUCAAAGUCCUCCGGCUGGAAGAGAACUGUCUUGAGCUCAGCAUGCUUCCACAGAGCAUCCUCAGUGAUUCCCAAAUCUGCCUGCUUGCCGUGGAAGGCAAUCUCUUUGAAAUAAAGAAACUUCGAGAACUAGAGGGUUAUGAUAAGUACAUGGAAAGGUUCACAGCCACCAAGAAGAAAUUUGCAUGAUGUUCUCCAGGACAAUGGGACACUGACUUGGAACUCUUUUGGAAUCUGACUGAGUCAAAGGCUCCUGAUGAUGGAUACGCUGCGGACAUGCUGCAGAUAACAUUUUACUCAAUGACUUUUUCCUCUUUAGGACUAUGCCAGAUAAGCUAAAGGAAAAGGAUUUAGGAGUAGGAGACAGGAAGAACCCUUCAUCUUCAGCCAUGUAGGGCCGUGGCCAGUGCUGAUCUUCAAACCAUCAUUAGUUGGGCUCUGAGGAGCAGUAAGUAGUUGCUGUUCAUGCAGGCGACGACAGAGGGAGCCGUGCCGCAGCCUCAGACUGUUGAGUUGCAGACGGUCAGCUUUCAUAAAGUCAGUCCCAUCACCUCUGUGUUAACACUUCAUAUUUUUUAUGAAAUUCUAAUUUGUGGGAAAACAUGUAUGACUAAGGGUGAAUGCUUUUAGCAGUGUUUACACUUGGAGUUUGGGAUGUACAUACAUAUGUAGCUGUCUUAAAGAGAUCUUUGUCAAGAGGAGCACCAACACAACAGCCACCAAGAAUGUUCUCCAAGGCUGCAGUAGCAAAUUUUUUUUACUAUUGCAGGUGCCUUAUUGGUAGAGGGCUCUGAAAGAGCUAAAACUAUAUGCAAAAAUUAUAAAAACUUUUUGUUUUUAGACAGGUUUUUGCUAUGUAGCCCAGGCUGGCCUCACCCCACCUCAAACCUCUCCUUUCCCCCACAUGCUGGGAUUAUAGGCAUGCGCCACACAGCCUACUUGUAAGAUUUUAAAUUUUAGUAAUCAAGAUUUUCUUGAAGCUUUGUUAAAAAUCAUGUGCUAUUCUGGUAACUCCUCCCCUUUUUGUAUUUAUAACUACUAAUCAGAUUACCUUCAAGAAAACCAUUGCUACAAUAUUUUAAAAUAACCUAUGUUUAUCAUGGUUAUUCUCUGAAUGAGAGAAUAUUCUAAAUAAAAUAUUUUUAGUGAACUUUGUCUGGAAGCAAUGUUAAUAUUUAAAAAACUUUUAAUCUGUUAAGUAGUCCUUUGUUCUCUGAAAGUAAACUGGGUACCAUUAAAAAAGGCCUGUUUUGAAAAAGCCAAAAAAGUAAGAAGGGAAAGAAAAAACUGGGGGAUGUUUCAUGCUCUUGUUUGGCUUUAAGGCAAUGAAAUCUUUUGCUGCCGUGCAGACAUUUCUGAGGAACUGGGAACUGUGCUUAAGAGAACGUGAAGGUGGAGAGGAUUGCAGAGUGUUACUGGUAAGAACAUCGUGAAGCUCUCAUAGGGAUUGUUUUCUAAAGUCUUCCCUCUAACCAGUGCCUUUCACUAACAAAUCUGAACCAAUCAAUAACUUACAGGCAUUCAUUUAUAUUGCUCCAAAAUGCCUUCGUGUUAUUCAGUCAAGAAAAACCAUCUCUCUUACUUGGUGCUGACCUGUAUCUAAGCUCCUUCCCUAAAUCUAAUCCGAAUUAACUGCUCCAUCUGCUGAUAGAGUACUUCCCACAUCCUAUAUUUAUCUCUCUUGCUAAACUGAAGUGCUUGACGUUAAAAACCAUAUAAAGGGGCUGGAGCAAGAGCUCAAGAGAAAAAAAAGCACUAGUCCUUGCAGGGGACCCAGAUUCAGUUCCUGUACCAACAAGCUGGUUCCAACACCCUCUUCUGGCUUCUGGGCACUAGGCAUACAUGUGCUACACAUACACACAUGCAACCGUAACACUCAUAAACAAAAUCCUUUUAAAAAACAAAAACAUACCCAAUACGCCUUAAAUUUUAGUUUGGUUUGGAGUCAUCUAGUACAUGGAGUAAAGUCACAGGCACUGUACUUGGAGAAAUCAACAUAUAGAUCCACUUUGUUACUUAAUAGCUUUCUGGGCAAUUUACUCUCAUCUGUAAAUAUAGGGAAUACCUCUAUACUUGACUUUCUCGAGUAUGUAUUAUAAAGAAAAAAAUCAUAAAAGUGAUUUAGCUCAGUGGUAGAGCACUUGCCUAGCAAGCGCAAGGCCCUGGGUUCGGUCCCCCAGCUCCGAAAAAAAGAAAAGGAAAAAAAAAAAAGUGACACAACAGGAACCCAAUGAAACAAGCGAUUUAUCUUAUCUAUAAAGAGGCAAAGACAAACAAACCAAUUAAUGACUUCAGGAUAAGGAAUCUGAAUAUCAAAUAUGAGGGAUAAAUUAGGAUAACUUGGAAUUUUAAUGAGAGCAUCCAGGAAAAUACCAUUCAGGUAACUUCUGCUUUUUAUUUUCAUUACAUUCUUAUGUGUAUGUGCACACAAGCUUGCAUACAGUGCAGCACAUGUGGAAGUCAGAGGAAAACUUUUAGGUGGUUCUUCUACCAUUUAGGUCCUGGAGUUCAAACUUGGGUUGUCUGGCUUGGCAGCAAGUACCCUUACCUGCUAAGCCAUAUCAUUGGCCCUUUUUGUUUUGAGUAUGUUUCACAUAUCCCAGGUUGUCCUGAAACUGUGUACCUGAGAAUGACCUUGAACUCCUGAUCCUCCUGCUACCCCCUACCUAGUGCUGAGUUUGGAGGGGCAUGGCACCACAUCUGGCUUACAUGGUAAAACAGAACUGAACCUAGGGAUACUUGUAUACUAGGCAAGCACCUCAUGAUCUGAGCAGUUCUACAUUCCCAAUCCUAAACCUUAACCUCCGAGUUCAAGGCCAGCGUGAUCUACAGAGUGAGUUUCAGGAUAGCCAAGACUACACAGAAAAUCCUGUGUCAAGACCAACCAACCAACCAACCAACCAACCAAAAGUUCAGUACAAGAUGCUAGCUCUUAUUUGUAGUCAUAGGUAUUAUAUACAAGGUCACGAUAUUAGAAAACACACCAAAACCUUAAUUUUAAAUGCUCAUUAUAGGAUGUCUAGAAUAUAGAUGUUUAAGUUAAUAGAAUAGUCAUAAUCCAUAUGUGAUAAGGAAAAAUUAAGAAUCGAAGACUGAAAAAUACAUUAAAACUGAAGAAGGGAUGAAUAGGUACAGCUGUGUAAGUUAAGACUAAGAUGAAAUUUGAGCUUUACUGUUUUUAAAAAACUUUGAAGUUGGACCUAGUGGCACACUUAAUUUCAGUAUCUGUGGAGCAAAGACUGGUAUAUCUCUGGGUUUGAGGCCAGCCAGGAUUACAACUUUUAAUUCCAGCACUUGGGAAACAGAGGCAGGCUGAUCUCUGAGUUCAAGGCCAGCGAGAUCUACAGAGUGAGUUCCAGGAGAGCUAAGGCUACACAGAAAAUCCUGUGUCAAGAACAACCAACCAACCAACCAACCAAAAGUUCAGUAUAAGAUGCUAGCUCUUAUUUGUAGUCAUAGGUAUUAUAUACAAGGUCACGAUAUUAGAAGACACACCAAAACCAGAAUCCCAGGUGACUCCAGCUUGUGUUAUGCUAUUGUAUCUCAAAAAUAACAGCAACAGUGGGUAUGGUGGCUCCGCAGACAAAGGUGCUUGGUAUCUGCUUCCAUGCUUUUUUCUUUGGGUCGGGAGAGGAGCUAUGUUGUCUUUGACCAAAAAGAGCUCCCGGGGCUGGGGAUUUAGCUCAGUGGUAGAGCGCUUACCUAGGAAGCGCAAGGCCCUGGGUUCGGUCCCCAGCUCCGAAAAAAAGAAAAAAAAAAAAAAACAA